This is a messenger RNA of Styela clava, 4740 nucleotides long. RefSeq names its product ATP-binding cassette sub-family C member 4-like. Lineage: Eukaryota; Metazoa; Chordata; Ascidiacea; Stolidobranchia; Styelidae. Gene Ontology annotation, molecular function: ABC-type transporter activity; ATP binding; ATP hydrolysis activity. The record is from RefSeq and is a predicted model, not a curated record. Gene Ontology annotation, biological process: monoatomic ion transport; transmembrane transport. Gene Ontology annotation, cellular component: plasma membrane.
UUUAUUUAUAAGUAUAUCUCAGUUGCAGAAAAUUUUCUAGCCUGUUGAAUAGAUACAAUGUGACCACACUAAAGUGUAGAGUAGACUAUUCACAGCCAAACUUCGUUCUAGCAAGACAAUUUCUUCCAAUAAGAUUAGAUAUCAUUAUUCGAUAAAAAUGAAGAAAUUGCAGCCAAAUCCAAUGUUUCGGGCAAAUAUAUUCUCUUUAUUUUCAUACUGGUGGUUGAAUGACUUUUUUGCUGAAGGAUCAAAACGUUCGUUACAAGAAUACGAUAUGUUGGAACUUGAUACUUCCAAUACAUCAGCAGCAAUUACCAGUGAUUUAGAAAAAAAUUGGAAGAAAGAAGUCGAGCGUUCUAUCAAAUCCAAAACAAACAAUCCGAGCUUAAUUCGUGCAGUAGUCAUGACUUAUAAAGGAAGACAUGCGAUUUGUGGUGUAUUGGCUCUUUUAGAAGAAUGUCUUCGAACAGCAGUACCAGUUCUGAUUGCAUAUCUUAUUAAAUAUUUCGAGAAUCAGACUGAUACUCCGGUUUGGCAUGCAUAUGCUUAUGCAGCUGGAAUCAGUGUCAUAACAAUAUCAUUGGCUAUUUUACAUCAUCAAAGUUUUUAUUUAUCGCAAAGGAUUGGGUGGCAUAUGAGAGCAUCAACAUGUGCAUUGAUGUACAAAAAGACACUUCGAUUAAGUCAGAAAUCAUUGAAUCACACAACAACAGGACAAAUUGUUAACCUUGGGGCAACCGAUGUUCUUAGAUUCGAUUGGUUACCGGUGUUCCUGCAUUAUUUAUGGAUCGGCCCCUUGCAGUGUUUAGUAGUUGGAGUAAUACUCUGGCAAGAGUUUGGAAUUGCAAUACUAGCUGGAAUGGGAGUUCUAGUGUUGAUCAUGAUUUUGCAAACUUUUAACGGCAAAGCAUUUGGAAAACUGAGAAGCAUGACAGCUGUUCUCACCGAUGAGAGAAUCCGACUGAUGAACGAAGUAGUCACUGGAAUGAGAAUAAUAAAAAUGUAUGCGUGGGAGAAACCGUUUGCCAAACUUGUAUCAGAUGUCAGAAGAAAAGAAGUUAAACGAAUCCUCAUGGCAUCUUCAAUAAAAGCUUUCAAUUUCUGUUUCUUUGUAUGUCAGGACAAAAUACUGACUUUUGUUACGUUAAUAGUAUAUGUCGCUUUAGGAGGUACAGUUACAGCGUCUAAGAGUUUUCUAUUAUUGUCGAUCAGUACUGCACUGAGACUUCCAGUUGGCUUCUUUUAUCCCCGUGCUAUGACAUAUUUGUCAGAGUCACUUGUUGCAAUUUCAAGAAUCGAGGCGUUUUUUCUGAUGAGCAUCCUUCGAGUUGUGAGCUUAGUUACCGGCUCAUUUCUACCAUUAGCAAUUGAAUUUUUAUCGUCGUCGAUCGUUUCAUUUGGUAGGAUACAGAAAUAUUUGCUGAUGGAAGAAUUUUCAGAAAUACGAACUAAUCUGCAACCAAAAGCAAAUAUAGAUGCGUUUGUUGAACUAAAAAAUUUCAGCGGUAAAUGGGAUUUAGAUGAUGAUUCUAAAGAAAGAGCUGAUAUCACUUUGAAAUGUAUAAACGUCCGAUUGGAAGCAGGAAAACUGUUAGCGGUUAUUGGACCAGUAGGCGCAGGAAAGUCUUCCCUCUUGAGUGCAGUGUUGGGCGAAUUGCCGGCCUUAAAAGGAAAAGCUAUAGUUCACGGAAAGAUUGUUUACUCCAAUCAAGUUCCUUGGGUUUUUUCCGGUACUCUACGAGAAAAUAUUUUGUUCGGUGAAGAAUACGAAAAAGAACGAUAUGACGAUGUAAUCAGCGCGUGCUGUUUAACAAAGGAUUUGACCCUUCUUAGCGACGGAGACUUGACACUGAUUGGAGAAAGGGGUGUCACAUUAAGCGGUGGUCAAAAGGCAAGGGUCAGCUUGGCACGAGCAACAUACAAGAGAAAUGCAGAUAUAUGCUUAUUGGACGACCCACUAAGUGCAGUAGAUACAACAGUAGCAAGUCACAUAUUUAAACAUUGUAUUUGCGGACUCAUGAAACAUAAGGCCCGAAUACUCGUGACCCAUCAAUUACAGCUACUGAAGACCGUGGAUGAAAUUCUGAUUUUCAAAGAGGGAACGGUAUCUGAUCGUGGCACAUAUGAUGAGCUUCAAGCUAAGGGGGUUGACUUUGCUGCUCUUCUAAAGAAAAAAGAGAAGGGCGUUGCCGCUGAAGAAUCUAUACCUUUGACACCUAAAAUCAGACGUAGAGCCUCAAUCAGUGGAUCUUCCUUACUCUCAAGAAGAAAUUCACUCAACACAUCGCAUAUAUCUAUCAUGUCAAGACUUUCGUUAACCGAAAUUGAGCAAGAGGAAAAAAGUAUGGGAGAGUUGAUACCGGAAGAAACACGAGAGCAAGGAAGCAUUGAAGGAAAAGUUUAUCUUGAAUAUUUCAAAGUUGCUGCAAACAAAUUUUCCCUUGCUUUGUUUUUCAUUUUUAUCAUAGCAAGUCACAUUAUCUACGUUAUGAACGACUGGUGGCUAUCAGAAUGGGCCGCAUCAUACGAAAACUACGUUGAAUCUUUAUCAAUGAUGUCGAAUUCUUCACUAGAUGAAUCAAUGCGUUAUUCUGGAUCAGGACAGUUUGAAUCACCUACUAAAACUGCAAAUUUGACUUCAUUAACUCAACUCGAUUCUACAGCAACUUUCGAUUCAAGCUUCUACCUGAAAGUAUAUGCAAUAUUAUCGGCAAUAAUGGUAAUGGUUGUGUUGAUUCAUGCAAACAUACAUUUUUAUAUUUGCGUCACUUCUGGUAUUCACAUGCACAACAAGAUGUUUCGAGCAAUUUUAAGAGCUCCUAUCAGAUUUUUUGAUACAAAUCCAUCAGGAAGAAUUUUAAACAGAUUUUCCAAAGACAUGGGACAGAUUGAUGAACUUCUGCCUCUUACAUUUAUGGAUUUUUUGUGGAUAUUUGGCGUUAUCAUCAGUGUAUUGAUUCUAACAUCAGUUGUCAACUAUUUUGUCAUCAUUGUAAUUAUCCCAUUGGUCAUUUAUUUUCUAUGGCUGAGAAACUAUUACUUGCGUACCUCGAGAGAUAUAAAAAGACUAGAAGGAACUUGUAGAAGUCCUGUAUUCAGCUUGUUAUCAUCAACUUUACAAGGUUUGCUCACUGUCCGGGCUUUUGGUGUUCAGAAUCAAUUUGAAAAUAAAUUUCACGAAUGUCAAGAUUUACAUAGUGCAUCCUGGUUUUUGUUUCUUGUUGGUUCAAGAUGGUUUGGAUUGCGACUCGAUUUGAUAACUGCUACGUUUGUAUCCACUGUAGCAUUUUUUUCUGUCAUAAGUGCCUCAUUACUGAAUCUUAAUCCUGGCGAAAUUGGUCUGAUUUUAACUUACACAGCUUCACUUGUAAGUCAGUUUCAAUGGGGAGUUCGUCAAAGUGCAGAAGUAGAAAACUUGAUGACAUCAGUAGAAAGAGUUCAGCAAUAUUAUCGAAUCCCUCCAGAAGCCGCGGAUGAGAAUCCAGAUAAUAAACCACCUAAAAGUUGGCCCCCUUAUGCCGCUAUUGAUUUUAAAAGCGUAUCAUUUUCAUAUUAUAAAGAUGGACCAGAUGUACUACAAAAUAUUGAUUUAGAAAUACGCGCCAAGGAAAAGAUUGGAGUCGUCGGCCGAACUGGUGCCGGUAAAAGUUCUCUUAUAUCAGCACUUUUCAGACUGUCGGAACUAACAAGUGGUGAAAUAUUCAUUGAUGGAAUUCCCAUAACACCUUUGGGACUUCAGGAUCUACGUAGUGUAUUAUCUAUAAUACCUCAGGAUCCAAUUCUCUUUACUGGAACGAUGCGACGAAAUAUUGAUCCUUUUAACAAAUAUUCAGAUGAAGAUUUAUGGAACGCUUUGGAGCAGGUUCAGUUAAAAGAAUUGGUAAAAUCAUUGCCAAUGAAACUGAACACAGAACUUGCUGAAUCGGGAUCUAAUCUCAGUGUUGGACAAAGACAACUUGUUUGUCUUGCUCGAGCAGUUUUGAGGAAAAGUAAAAUUCUUGUGAUUGAUGAAGCAACUGCAAAUGUUGAUAUCAGGACCGAUCGUCUUAUUCAAAUGACAAUACGACAAAAGUUCAAACAAUGUACUGUUAUAACUAUUGCACACCGAAUAAAUACUAUAAUAGAUUCAGAUAAAAUUUUGGUGCUGGAUGAAGGACAAGUUAAGGAAUAUGACGAACCUCAUACUCUUCUUGAGAUGAAAGAUGGUUAUUUUGCUAGAAUGGUUAAAAGUGCUGGUUUAUCUGAGAGUCAAGUGCUUCAGAUGUCGCCAAAUAAGAUUUCCAACUGCAAACAUCCAGACAAAAAUUACAACAUACCAUCAGUUACAACACCAAUCCCUGAUGAUGAUAUGACCAUAUGGUAGUUCUUUCAAAACUUGUACAAUAAACAUUUUUGCAUUUUCAAUCCGUGUAUUGUUAACCAGAACUAUAACCAGGGCGGCCAUAACGUCUUUAUUUCGAAGAUUUGCCCUUAUUUUACCGUGGUGAUUAUGGGUUUCUACAAGUGAAAGUGAACUUAUGUUCACCUCACUUAUGAGAAUAAAGAACUGCCGGAGCAAAUCUUUUCUAGUGCAAAGUAUGGCAUGAAUACAUUUUGUUUAUUACACUUCGUUUUUUUUUGUCUUAUUAUUAGGUUUCUCUGAUGUCCUUAUUUUUGGGUUCAUAUCAAUGGCAGCUCUGUCUAAAACUAAUGUCGCACUGCUUUUGUAUGUUUUUAAAUAAACGAAUAUGGAGUGAUUUC